Hipposideros armiger (great roundleaf bat) is the source of this 2887-nucleotide messenger RNA. RefSeq names its product trichohyalin like 1 (gene TCHHL1). Bases 81 to 2609 code for a protein of 842 amino acids. NCBI's taxonomy places the organism in Eukaryota, Metazoa, Chordata, Mammalia, Chiroptera, Hipposideridae. The transcript has 3 exons. The record is from RefSeq and is a predicted model, not a curated record. Gene Ontology annotation, molecular function: calcium ion binding; transition metal ion binding.
CCAUCAGCACCCAGCCCGCGGCCCCGCAUCCUGCAUCCCGCUCGCUCUCCCUCGGGAACAAGUCUCCUGAGUUUGUCAAGAUGCCUCGGCUCCUGAGAGACGUUCUCUGUGUCAUCGAGACAUUCCACAAGUAUGCCAGGGAGAAUGGUGAGGAGGCGACACUGACCGGCAGGGAGCUGAAACGGCUCAUCCAGGGCGAGUUUGGGGGUGUUCUCCAGCCACGUGUCAUUCAUGCUGUGGAGAGAAAUUUGACUCUUCUGGAUAUUGACAGUGAUGGCACCAUCGGUUUUGAUGAGUUUGUCCUUGCUAUCUUCAACUUGUUGGACCUCUGUUAUCUCGACAUACAAUCAUUACUAAAUUCAGAACCAGGACAAGUGUCUGAACCAGAAGAGAAACCAGAUGAUGUGGACCUUCAGGCAACCGGCAGAACUGGGCAAUGGACAGAAGGACCCCCGCGCGCUCAAGACGCAGUAGUUCUUCCUUCAGGAACAGCGUCAUCAGCUCAGCUCAGCGCUGAGGAAAGGGGGUACAACAGGGUGGACCCGCAGGGAGACAUCAAGACUCACAAACUGCCUGGGGAAGCAUCCGGGCACAGUGACCCUGAGAACCAACCCCUGGGAGGAGCUGAGCAGAGCCAGGAAGUGACCCAAGAUGUACCAGCAAUAGGAGACAAAGGGGCCCAAAUUGAGACAAAUAAGCCGAAAGCAGGAUCCGAACAGACUGGCAGUCCCACAAAGGGGGAUGGGCAGGAUGAGGAGGCUCCCAGGAAAGGAGACGAACCAGCCCAGGAGCAAAGUGCCGCUGAGACAAGAGACCAGUUUGGAGAACAGGACGGGAACUUGGGAACCCAAAGUUCUCCAUCAGAAGAAACAACUCAGAGACCACCUGACAAGCAAGAAGUUGUAGCAGAAAGGGGUGUUCUGGAAAUUUCUAAUACACAAGAACAGCCACCACCCAGUUCAGUGCGUGCUGACAUGCCAGCACGCGCUGCUGCCUGGAAACCACUGCAGACCCAGAAAUCACCCGAUCCUGAGGAUGAGGGCAGAACAGCCAAGACUCGAGAACCAGGAAAGGAUGCUGACAGGACACUACCUGAGACAAAGAACCCAGCUGAACUAGAGGAUGAUGGUAGAAUGUCUGAGACCCAUGAGCCCCCAGCACAAGAAAAAGAACAUGAAACAAAGGACCGGUCCAUGCAAGGUGAUAGCAGAAAUGUUUCAGAAACGACUGAUGUUCAAACUGAACAGAAAGAUGGGGGAGGCCCUGAGGCCCGUGGAACAGAAGGGCAGGAAGAAAGUGAGAGAAAGACUCAGCUACCAGCCCUGGAAGACAAAGCACAGGGUGGGAAGAGUCAGGAACUCCAGGAACCAUCAAAAGAAAGGGAUGCUAAAGAAGGUCCUAAGACACAAGAGUUAAGCGCCAAAGGAGGAGAUCAGAAUCAUGCUGAAACAGGAGCCAUCGCUGCAGGAGACGAGGCAGGACAAGCGGAAGAAGGCACCGCAGAAGCCCCUGUGGGCAGCAGCAAUGCCCCUGCAGCAGAAGGAACACCAGGGGCAAGGGAAAGACAGUGGCAGAUGGCACCGGGGGAGAACAAGAGGGUCCCCAAGACUCACGACAAGUCAGUCAAGGAGGAUGAUGGUCACCAGGGGGGCCCUCCUGAGCCAAGAGUCACACAGAGUGAUAAAGGGUCUCCUGAAACCUGCAACUGCCUGACUCCAGAGGACGGUGACAACAGCUCUGAGACAAGUGACCUGCCUGUGCAAGGGGACUCCCAGCAUCAAGGAGACCCACUCGGAGAGUCUAUGCAAGGAAGUCACAGUAAAAACCCAGACGCCCAGAAACAGGUAGCCCUGGGUGAGGCAACCAGAACUCAGGAGGCAGUGGUGCCAACGGUCGCCGGAGGACAGGAUGAGCCACCCGUGGAGGACCCUGACGGAGAAGCGCCCAAGAGUCGGGGCUCAGGCACCAGAGGCCCAGGCCCAGCUGUGGAGCCCACUGCACACCCAGAGGCACAGGAGUCCACGGUGCGAGGUGAAAACAGAAAGUCCCCAGAGACAGAGACCCCAGGAGCCGUGAGUGCAGACUUCACCGACCAGCUUCUCCUGAUGCAGCUCCCUAGGAAGGAAGACAGCAAGACAGAGCUCAAGAUCCAGCGCCCAGGCACCAAAGAGGAGGAAGAUGGGGCACCCAAGGCCCAGGAGGCUCCAGUGAAAAGUCUAGAUGAGGACAAUCCAGCCUCCCCCAAGACACACCUUGAAACAGAGGACCCUGCCACCUUGGAGGAGGAGGAUGAAAGCCCCCAGGGGCUGGCAGGAGAAGGUGAUGACCAACAAAAUCCAGCCAAGGGGGGGCCUUAUUCUUCAGUCCCUCCAUCAGCCCUUGAAGAGAGGACUCAGAAGGACCAAGAGCCCCGCUGUGCAGAGAGUGGCACCUUCCCUUCCAGUCUACUGUACGAGUACCUACAGGAGACACUCCGGCAGCGAACAGACAGAACUGCAGGGCAGCGUCAAACUCAAGGUCAGACGGCCAGGGCAUCAAGCCCAGAGCUCCACAAGGACCAGCUCGCCACUGACCUCUCGGGUCGUCCUGUCUCUUUCGAUGACUGCUAAGCAUUAUGGCAGUACACCGGGGAACCUCUGCCUGGUGAGGAUCCUGCUGACACUCAGCAAACAUCAGCUCCCCAAGCCUUGGCAGAAAAGCAAAGCCAUCUUCAGAGAGGAACCAGACCCACAAAGAGAGGGGAGCACCACAAAGCAAUGAGUCCUCACAGGUAUCCCAGGAGAAGUUCCAAGACACUGUCCACUUGAACAUGCCCCAGAUUCCUCCCUCCUGAUCACCCUCAACACUCACAUCCGAUGCAGAUUAAUAAUCCUUUAAAUUCCCUUCC